Molecule: messenger RNA, 1174 nt
Organism: Grammomys surdaster
Lineage: Eukaryota; Metazoa; Chordata; Mammalia; Rodentia; Muridae
Gene: Tceanc
Product: transcription elongation factor A N-terminal and central domain containing
Exons: 2
Coding region: 95-1174 (359 amino acids)
Biological process (GO): DNA-templated transcription
Cellular component (GO): nucleus
Source: RefSeq, a predicted model, not a curated record
AAGAAAAGGAACUCACAAGCUGAAAGAAAAGAAAGCAUCUUGAACAUUUUGUAACAGAAGAGAAUAUCUCGGAAGGUGCUUGUCAGCUGUGAAAAUGUCUGACAAGAACCAGAUCAUUGCCAGGGCUUCUUUGAUUGAGCAACUGGUGUCUAAAAGGUAUUUUGAGGAUAUUGGUAAACAGCUUGCUGAGCUAGAAAUGAUUUAUGUGUCUAAGGAACAUCUGCAGGAGACAGAUGUAGUCAGAGCUGUUUACAGAGUUCUCAAAAACUGCCCAUCAGUGGCUUUAAAAAAGAAGGCCAAGUGUCUGCUGGCAAAAUGGAGAGGUUUCUAUAAGACUACACACUUCAAAACAAAGGAAAACCUUAAAGUACUCCAUACAAAUGUUAAUAAAUUAGAAAGUGUAGCAGUUUCUCAGGAUGUAAGCCAGGGUGAAAGAUCAGGCUCUAGCCGUAAUGAGAUAUUGGGUCUCUGCAGUUCUCUCUCUAGGCUGUCACCCCAAGAUGCUACAAAGCCUGCUGCAGCAAUUGGAUCUGAAAGUAACAUUGCUCAAAUGGAAAUUAGUGAAGGCUAUUUGGAGGGUGAUGACCCUAGAGCCACUAGCAAGAACUCAGAUGUGUUACAAAAUCCCUUAGUGUCCGUGAGAUCUAAGUGCGUAGAACUUCUUUACACAGCAUUAGCUAGUUCUUGCACAGAUCAUACAAAAGUUCAUGUAUGGUAUAACUUAGCAAGAGAAAUUGAAGAGCACAUUUUUACCCUUCAUUCAAACAAUAUCAAAAAAUAUAAAACUAUUAUUCGAAGCAAAGUUGCCAAUUUGAACAAUCCCAGAAAUUCUCAUUUACAACAAAACUUGCUCUCUGGAACCAUGUCUGCAACAGAAUUUGCUGAAAUGACUGUCCUAGACAUGGCAAACCAGGAACUGAAGCAGUUGAGAGCUUCCUACACAGAAUCUAGUAUUCAGGAACAUCACCUUCCCCAAACAGUUGAUGGCACACAGACAAAUAAAAUUAAGUGUAGGAGCUGUGAUAAAUACAACUGCAAGGUUACUGUAAUUGCCAGAGGAACACUUUUUCUUCCAAGUUGGGUGCAGAAUUCAAACCCAGAUGAACAAAUGACCUAUGUCAUUUGUAAUGAAUGUGGGGAGCAGUGGUACCAUAAUAACUGGGUGUGCUUUUGA